Molecule: messenger RNA, 1119 nt
Organism: Symbiodinium pilosum
Lineage: Eukaryota; Dinophyceae; Suessiales; Symbiodiniaceae
Source: the annotation of a GenBank genome assembly
AUGAGUGCCUUGCAGAAGAUCGCCGAGAUAGAGGCUGAAAUGGCCAGAACGCAGAAGAACAAAGCAACUAAUGCACACUUGGGGCUGCUCAAGGCCAAGCUUGCCAAGCUUCGAGCAACAAUUGUCUCCGAGGGCACAAAGGGCAGCGGCGGAGGCGGAGGACAGCAAGGUUUCGAGGUCUCCAAGACAGGAGAUGCCCGAGUAGGCCUGAUUGGCUUCCCCUCUGUUGGCAAGUCGACCUUGCUGAACAAGAUGACAGGGAGUGCUAGUGAGGUUGCUUCCUACGAGUUCACCACCCUGACAUGCGUUCCUGGCGUUUUCAACUACAAGGGUGCCAAGAUCCAGUUGCUGGAUCUACCUGGUAUCAUCGAGGGCGCCAAGGACGGCAAAGGCCGUGGUAAGCAGGUCAUCAGUGUGGCCUACAGCUGCAGUUUGAUUCUUAUAGUUUUGGAUGUCAUGAAGCCAAUUCUGCACAAACGAAAGAUUGAAUACGAACUUGAGGGCUUCGGGAUACGGCUCAACAAGAAGCCCCCAAACAUCUUGUUCAAAAAGAGGGAAAAAGGAGGCGUUGCGCUCAACGUGUCCCCAGGCUGCGUGCUCAAGGACUGCGACGAGGAGAGCAUCAUGGGUGUUCUUCGUGAAUACCGCAUCUCGAAUGCCCAAGUCUCGAUUAGAUGUGAUGCCACCAUGGACGACAUCAUCGACACUCUUGAGGGCAACCGAAAGUACUGCCCCGCCAUCUACGUCAUGAACAAGAUUGACCAGAUCACAAUUGAAGAGCUCGACAUCAUUGCCGAGGUACCCCACCACGUGCCCAUUUGCGCGCACCAUGAGUGGAACCUCGAUGGACUGAUCGAGAUGAUCUGGAGAUAUAUGAGUUUGCUAAGGAUCUAUACAAAGCCCCGAGGGCAGAUACCGGACUACACUGCUCCGGUGAUUCUUCCAGCGGAGAAGAACAAGAUAGAGGAUUUCUGCGUGAGAAUACACAAGUCCUUGCUGUCGCAGUUCAAGGUGGCGCUGGUGUGGGGCAUGUCUGCAAGGCAUAAUCCUCAAAGAUGUGGGAAGGACCAUGAGCUGAUGGAUGAGGAUGUCGUGCAAAUCAUCAAGAAAGUGGGAUGA